Stegodyphus dumicola is the source of this 1882-nucleotide messenger RNA. RefSeq names its product Dorsal switch protein 1 (gene Dsp1). The record is from RefSeq and is a predicted model, not a curated record. Lineage: Eukaryota; Metazoa; Arthropoda; Arachnida; Araneae; Eresidae.
GCGGUUCGUACAAAUUCGACCAAUGAUAGCUAUUGCCUUUACUGUGAACUCUCACUUGGAGCGCUCUGUAACGGCGGCGUGAGCUCUUUAGUGGAAGCGAGUGAGUAGUUCGUGUUGAUUUGGCUGUUUUGACUAUCAUUGAAAUUUCAAUAUCAUUCUUGAUUUGAAAAAUGGGAAAAGGAGAUAAUAAACCUAGAGGGCGUAUGUCCGCAUAUGCCUUUUUUGUACAGACAUGCCGUGAAGAACACAAGAAAAAACAUCCUGACGAGUCUGUUGUGUUUGCUGAAUUUUCUCGCAGAUGUGCAGAUAGGUGGAAGACAAUGUCCGAAAAGGAAAAAACAAGAUUCCAUCAAAUGGCAGAGAAAGAUAAAAAAAGAUAUGAAUCAGAAAUGGCUAAUUAUAAGCCUCCCAAAGGUGGUGAUGCCAAAAAUGCCAGGAAAAGGAAACGCACCAAGGAUCCUAAUGCACCAAAAAGAUCAUUGUCUGCAUUUUUCUGGUUCUCAAAUGAUGAGCGCCCAAAAGUCAAAGAAUCAAUGCCAGACUCAACUGUUGGUGAUGUUGCUAAAGAGCUUGGACGACGAUGGAAUGAAAUUUCACCUGAAGUUAGAUCUAAAUAUGAAGCGCUUGCAGCCAAAGACAAGGCCAGAUACAUGAAGGAAGUAAAAGCCUACAAAGGGAAAAAACCUAAAGCAGCCCCAUCCAAAGCAAGCAAGAAGAAAAAUGAUUCAGAUGAAGAAUCUGGUGAAGAGGAGGAGGAGGAAGAAGAACCUGAAGAAGCUGAAGCUGAAGAAGAGGAAGAGGAAGAAGAUGAUGAUGAAGACGAGUGAUGAACAUUACCUCAUGUAUCAUUUAUAGAGCAGGAAUAUUAUCUCCUGCUGUCUUAGUAAACUUGUUAAUAGCAUUUCAUUGUAGGGGUUUAUGGAUAGGUGUGUUACUUGUGCAUCUAAAACGAAAAGCCUUAGCUCGGAUUGGCAAAAAAUUUUUUAAGUCUCACUUGUAAUUUUAUGCCUACAAAUGGUAUUUUUGAACAUAUUCAAGUGACGUUUGUGAUUUUGUUAGAACUGAGUGAUGUAAAUUUGUUGCACAUCUGUCCUAAGGCUACCAUCUCAUUACUGCAUUUUCAUUUCACACUGGUGUACUUAUAUAAUCCGAUUUCAUACUUUCUAAAAACAAAAAUUACCAUUUCAGGGUUACGUGUUUCGUGUAAUCCAUCCACUUAGCAAUUUGCAAAGUGGUUGCAUCUGUAAAUAAUUAACUGUCUUUAAAAAUUCUUUAUGAAAAUUUCCCUUUUUUGUAUGAAUGAUGUUUCCAUUCAUUUUUAUGACAAACUCUGUUUAUUCCUUAUAUGUGUCCAUGUAAUUUUUUUGGUUAACUACCUCUGUAAUUUAUUGAAACGUGCUGUUUCGCACUUAUGGAUUUUUAAUGGUGAAGGGUUUAAAUUUUGUGAUUAGAUAUCAGUUUUAAAUUUUGAUGCACCCACUUUGUAAUAUAUAAUGCAGUUGGCUAGUUUAAAUCAGUUUCUGUAAAAGAUGUAUAAAUAAAAGCCUAGUUUCUUCCUUUUUAUUUUAGCUUAGUUUUUUCCUUUUUAUUUUAAGUUCUUAAUGGAUCAUAUGCACAAAAAUUUUAAAUGGGAUCUGAAAGGUCUGAUUUUCAUACAUUGUGUUACUGUUGUAUCUAGAACACUUGUAUUUUUUAACAAUUUUUAUAACCAUGAUUGUGCUGAUGCAGUGCAGUUUGUUUGGAGGCCUAACAGCAGUUUCUGCAUCAUUUUCAAGUAACUGUACAUUUUAAAAUAUGGUUUAAUGAAGUACAUCAUUUUAAUGUGUUGAAGAAUUUGUAUUUGAACAAAAAAAAAAAAAAAUAAAAAUACUCAUGUGUAUUC